UAACAUGGGAGUAUAAACUGUCAUAUUUUAUUUCCAAUGUCAUCACAGUAGUCAAGACUAGAUUAAUUGCUUCAAUUGGCAUUAGGUCGGUUCAUAAUGCGAGGAAAGAAAAACUUUUCACGUAGAUUUUCAAAUAUGUCUGUAAGAUUUUUGUUUAGCUGAAUAUGAAGUGUUGCUCUUUAAACUCAAGGUGUCGCUAUGUAGCCAGUUAUGGAGAAAGUAGGAUUUUCUCCAAGCACUCGGUGAAGAAGAGUACAAAGGUUUCUGUUCGUCGUCGUUCAGACCAGUAUGCUCUUUGCGACAACUGUACUGUUAUUUCAGUAGAUGCUGAUACAACAACAAGUUUAGCUUUAGACGCUGCAUUGCUGUGAAUCGGACCGGGACGUUUUCUAACCCAUGCGUUGUAAUGGCGUUGAAAGGGACGAGGAGCAUUUCAUGGACGGGCAUUCUGGCUUUCUUUGUUUUCUGGAUUCAUUCUGCGAAUGGGGACGUAAGCUUUUCUGUUCCAGAGGAAAUAAAGCGUGGAUCUGUAAUUGGAAAUAUUGUCAAGGAUAUUGGUUUGGAGACGGGCAAACUUGCUUUAAGGAAAGCACGCAUUGACACAGAGGCAAACGCUAAACGCUAUUGUGAUAUAAACCUGAGCACCGGAGAUUUGAUUGUUUCUGAGAGGAUCGACAGAGAGGCUCUUUGUGGUGCCAAGGCGUCGUGCGUCAUGAAACACGAACUAGUCCUGGAGAGCCCGAUGGAGCUCCAUCGUAUUAGUCUUCACGUUCAAGAUGUCAACGAUAACUCUCCGUUGUUCAACGAAGACUUGGUCAAAAUAGAGAUCAGAGAAUCUGCAGGCCGAGGAGCACGCUUCCUGCUAGAGGAGGCGCGGGAUGCAGAUGUGGGACAGAACUCAGUCCAGCGGUACAGCUUAAGAGAGAAUGAACAUUUUAAAUUGUCGGUUGAUGCAAACACCGUUGAACUCGUUCUUGACAAAGAGCUGGAUCGCGAAAAUAAAGAGGAAAUUAAUUUAAUCUUAACUGCUAUGGAUGGGGGUUCUCCCCCUAAAUCUGGUACAGUAGGGAUACACGUCACUGUAUUGGAUGCAAAUGAUAACGCACCAGUGUUUAGUCAGGUUGUUUAUGAAGCCAGUGUUCAGGAAAACAUUCCCUUAGAUACCGUGGUUGUUACUGUUCACGCGACAGAUGCGGAUGCUGGGAUAAACGGAGAGGUGACGUACGACUUCGGACACGUUCCAGAUGACGUGAAGAGUAGAUUUAGUAUUGAUCGCACAACGGGAGAUAUACGAGUAAUUGGGGCUAUCGACUUCGAAUUAGAAACGUUUUUUGAGGUGCGGAUCAAAGCAAAAGAUGGCUUGGGACUGUCGUCCUACACGAAAGUAAUAAUUAAUGUUAUCGAUGUGAAUGACAAUGCACCCGUCAUUGAAUUGAAAUCUCUCUCCGACCCCAUAUUAGAGAACGUUCAACGAGGCACAGAGGUAGCGAUAAUUAACGUGCAGGACAGAGACUCUGAGAAGAAUAGACAGGUCCGAUGCUCCAUUCAGCUAAACCUCCCCUUUAAACUUGUUCCAUCGAUUAAGAACUACUACUCAUUGGUAACCACGAGUGGUCUGGACCGUGAACUAGUGUCUGAUUAUAAUAUCACCAUUAUGGCCACAGACGAGGGAUCUCCCCCUUUGACCUCCUUUAAAAUCAUUCAGCUAACAGUAGCCGAUGUCAACGACAACCCGCCUCUGUUUGAUGAAGCGUCCUACAGCGCCUAUGUUGCUGAAAACAUCCAACCAGGCUCGACUCUGUGUUCAGUGUCCGCUAGAGACCCAGACUGGAGACAAAAUGGCACCGUGCUGUAUUCUCUUUUACCCAGUGAAGUCAACAGUUCCCCGGUGUCCCUGUAUGUAUCUGUAAACGGAGACACAGGGGUCAUCCAGGCCUUGAAGUCUUUGGAUUAUGAACUAUUCAGGAGCUUUAAGUUCCAGGUGAUGGCUAGAGACAACGGUUCUCCUCCACUCAGCAGCAACGUGACGGUCAGUGUCUACAUAACAGAUGUGAACGACAACACUCCUCAGAUACUUUACCCCACGUCUGAAGGAAAUGCUUUUAAGACCGAGCUGGUCCCCAAGGCGACACACGGAGGUUCUCUAGUCUCCAAGGUGAUUGCAGUGGACGGAGACGCUGGACAGAACGCCUGGCUGUCCUAUCGUAUCAUUCAGUCCACUGACCCGGGACUCUUUACUAUCGGUCUCCACAGUGGAGAGAUCAGGACCCAGAGGGACAUUUCAGAAAGCGACAACAUGAAACAGAACCUCGUUGUCUCUGUGAACGAUAACGGGCCAACACCGCUCUCCGCCACAUGUGUGGUGUAUUUCCUUAUUUCUGACGACUUGGCAGAAGUGGCAGAGUUUAACCAUCACACAGAGGAGAGUGAUUCUACAGUGACAUUUUAUCUGAUUAUUGCGCUGGUGUGCGUCUCCACCUUUUUCCUGACAUUCUUGGUUCUCAUCCUGAGUGUGAGGUUCUGUCGCAGCAGAAAGCCCAGACUGUUGUUUGAUGGAGCCGUCGCUAUCCCCAGCGCUUAUCUGCCCCCUCAUUACGCUGAAGUGGACGGCAUGGCCACCCUGCGCAGCGCCUACAACUAUGACGGCUACUUAACCACGGGCUCUAGAACCAGCGACUUUAAGUUCGCCACGUCUUACAAUGACAACACGCUGCCUGCCGACCAGACCCUGAGAAAAAGCCCAACAGACUUUGCUGAGAUAUUUGGUGACUCUGAGGGAUCGCCUGAGGUAAGCGUGACAGGGACCCCUCCUCUAAUCUAGCUGUGGAAGUUAGUUUCACAUGGUUUGAUUCCCUAAGCAUGACGUUGCGCUUAUUGUCUAUGUUGUUGACUACCACAUUGUGGCUCGGUUGAAGGGAGAAAUGUGCUCGAGGUUUUUACAUAUUUUUGAUUAGUUUCUAAUGGUGUUUAGUUGCAGAGAUUAUUUCAUUGUACCUAAUUUUGUUCCAUCUAUCUAUACCUCAAUGCUGCUGGCUGAAAAGGGAGUUCAUAUAUCAAAACCUAUUGGACUAUGCAUUGUGCAGACCUAUGACUUCAGGUUAAUUUGAUCUUGUUAUCAUGCCUUCAUGGCUAUAAGGAGAGAUCUUACCACCAGGAGUAGAGGUUGGAUGGUAUUAAAGAAUAUUUUAAAGUGUUCGACCCCUUUGUGUUCAGGAUGGUUUUCUACGUGAGGAUAUACAUUUGUUUAAAGGUGUUAAUCUCAUGCAGAACAUCUCUGACAUCAUGAAAUAACAUAUACUGCACUUUUUGGUCAAACCAAUCCAUCAUUCUUUUCCAUCCCUCUACCUCCAUCACCUCUGUGUUCCACGAUGUGAGGUUGGACACCAUGGUGACAGAGAGAAACACUAUGAAUUUCUGGUGCAAUUACGUGUUGUAUUCCUAGCAUGCAUUCUAAAUGGUGUUUUGUGUGUUUGCUCCAGGGUUCUCCUGCUACUUCCCUUCUCCAAAGACACAGGGCUGAGGCUUAAUGUAGAUGGAUGAGUGUUGUAGGUCCCUGUCCAUGGUGCUGAACCGGUUGUAACCUAAAUCUAUUGUAGUUUGUUCAGUGUUCUGUAGCAUGUUGUUCACAUGAGGUUAGGCCUGAUACCUACGGAGAGAACGUUAAGUCAUAGUAUGUUGGCUUCACUGACCCCAUAGGAACAUUGUGACAGCUUGGAAGGAUAAAUAAUCUGUCAGAUGUGUUUCAUAACAUACUUUAUAACCCCUGUAAAAGGUGAUUUUGUUUGGUAUGGAAGCUUCUCAAUGUGUGCCAGUUGAACACAUUGCAUCUAUGCAUUAUAUGUGUCUCAAACAAAAAACGAAUGUAAUUGAUAUCUGAAGGCUAUACUAUCCAUCAAUGUCUGGACUUGAAUGUUUAAAUAAGAUUUACAUUCACCAGAUGUUCGCUUUUUUACUAUUUCAUGUUACAUACCACAAUUUCUGAUUGCUGUUACGUUUGAUAACAACAUUUGCCGGAAUGGUUUUAAUCCAGCCAGGAUAUUUCCCUGAUAACUAUAUGUGGAGAUUGAUGAAUGUACAUCUAUCCAUGUUCCUUUGGAGUAACAAAUACAUAAAUUGAUGAUAACUUGAAUACUAGACAUUUUAGAGAGAAUAUAAUCCAUAGACAAUCAUUACAGUUCUGCAAAAAUUAAUAGCAGAUUCAAAUUAAUGUAAUCCUGAUGUUUUAUAAAUUAUAUGCAUUGUUUUCCCAAAUAAGGAUCUGCACAUUAUUUGUUAAUCAAUAGUUGUUUAUUUUAGUACACCUUUACUGGAUAGUGUUUAAGUGUUAAUGUGUUCCAAGUGUGGUUUUGUUUCUUAUGACACACUACCUAUAAAUAAAAAAUCCAACAUAGUUUUAA
This is a messenger RNA of Gadus macrocephalus (Pacific cod), 4397 nucleotides long. Its product is annotated as protocadherin gamma-A4-like. The coding region runs from base 407 to 2821 and encodes 804 amino acids. The record is from RefSeq and is a predicted model, not a curated record. Gene Ontology annotation, molecular function: calcium ion binding. The transcript has a single exon. Gene Ontology annotation, biological process: homophilic cell-cell adhesion. Gene Ontology annotation, cellular component: plasma membrane. Lineage: Eukaryota; Metazoa; Chordata; Actinopteri; Gadiformes; Gadidae.